CGUCCUAGGGCUACGGUAGAACCCCAACUUGAUCUUCCGCUUAACCCAAAAUACUCAUUUAUAUAUUUAGAAUCAUGUAUGUAUGUUUGAGUUUAUUGGUUUCUAAUACAUGUGAGUAAUUACGAAUUUUCAACUAAAACCUAUAAAUUGACGAUAAAUAAAUCGUUUAUAUAUAUAAUUAUAUAUGUCUCUUCUAUACGAAUUUCAGUAUAUUUAACUCCUUUGAUGUGAACUUUCUAGCAUUUCCAUGACGAUGGAUACGUUAUAGAAGAGCUCGAGACUAAACUACAAUUGCUUCUUUCUUUUUUCUUUUCUUUGCAAUGAUCAGUUUCUCUGACCUUUUUGAGCGUAUCAAAGAUUCUUUAUUUAUUCUACUCUUAUCUUUGUUACAAAAGAGGUGGUCAAUACUGGAACGGAUUCUCUCAACUUAAGAUCGAAUAUUAAAAGUUGUUGAUCCAAGGGAUCUUAUUCCAGAAUUCCAACUCAUCAUCAUUCCAACAUGCAUAAGGCCUUGAUUCUUGCAGUUUCACACAGAGCCUCAAUUAUUUAACUGUCAAUUGUUAUUUGCAUUUAUAUUAUAUAUAUUCCAAGUAUGCUAUAAAAAAACAUUCUAUGGAUUUCAAAUAUUAACAUCAAAAGAAAUUUUGUUUUUGUUGGCUUCAAAAUACUAGAGUAAUUCUUGAAGCCACAAAAAGGAAAAAAGAAAAGGUCCUUACGAAAAGUAACAUAAGUUUCCAAUGUUUUUUUUGAAACUGGCGGAAGAGAAUGAUCAGGAUCAUAGCAGUUAAAAUAUCUAAUUUUGUAUAAUUUUAUAAUGUCAUGAUGUCUUCCUUUAUUUUAGCCUUUUAGAUAACCUUACACCAAAUAAUGGAUUACUUAAAAAUAUUAAGAGCUGUGCGCUGUGUACAGUUCAUUACAUGUUAAAACCUUUAAUUCAAUUCGUAUAACCAUUUCUAUAAUGUACGACGAAGAAAAGUCUACAAGCCGUUUUUAACUAAUAGUCUACAAGAACAUGUAGUAUUAUACCAAGAAAAAUCAAGAAACUAAAUACUUGCAUAUCUGAUAAAAUCUCACACGGGAUCCACGUUACGUAGCAACUAGCAAAGACUGAAUGUUUGCUGAAAUAGAAAAAAUAUCAACUAUCCUUAAAACUUAUCAUAAGUUUUUAUAUAAAAUAGCAACAAACCUUGAUUAGUGCUUGGUGACACAUGCUCUGGCUUUAUAUACGAACUUAUCAAUCAAUAAGAUACGGAUCACAAUUAUAAACCAAAUAAUCUAUUAUUAUUAAAAUAUUUCAAAAUUCAAAACCCAAAUUUAUCAAAGAUAUACGAAACCACUCCAACUCAUAGAUAAAGACAUCACAAAAUAAAAAAAAAUGAACCCUUCCCAUAUCUUUUAAUUUAUCUGAUCAGUCGAAGAGGUUGUCACUCUCCGUCUAUAAAUUAGAAACGGGAUACGAACCUUAAGCAUCUCAAAGUCUAUCAAAUCACUUUCGUUGGCAAAUAAACAUGGCACAAUCUUCUCUAUUUGGAGAACUUGAGGUUGAAGUCGAGAUCAAAUCUUCGGCGGCCAAGUUCUACCACAUGUACGCCGGAACGCCGCAUCAUGUGGCCAACGCCACUCCACGCAAUGUGCAGGCAUGUGAUCUGCACGACGGAGAAUGGGGCGAAGUUGGCAGUAUUAUCUUUUGGAACUACGUUCAUGAUGGACAAGCCAAGGUGGCAAAGGAAAGGAUCGAAGUGGUGAAACCUGAGAAGAAACUGGUGAAGUUUAGGGUUUUAGAGGGAGAUCUGAUGGAAGAGUUCAAGAGCUUUUUGAUUACGAUCAAGGUAACCCCUAAGCAAGGAGGAAGUGGAAGUAUUGUGAAGUGGCACUUCGAGUAUGAGAAGAUUGAUGAGAACAUUUCUCACCCUGAGACUUUGCUCCCUUUCUUUGCUGAUAUGAUCAAAGAGAUCGACGAACACCUCUUGUCCGAGGAAUAGAGGAGAAAUUAUUGUUUUUUCCUCCGUACGUUUUAUAUAAUUUUCCUGUUUGUGUCAAUAACUGUGUUCUCUCUCAAGAUUAAGAUAAAAUGUCUGCAAGUUAUAUAAAUGAUAAUGAGUCGAUGUUAUGUUUUAUGUUGUAAGUUGCAAAUAUGUAACUUUUAAGUGUGCAGCUGUGAUUAUUAAUUUUUUUUUUUU
This is a messenger RNA of Brassica rapa (field mustard), 2180 nucleotides long. RefSeq names its product MLP-like protein 31. Gene Ontology annotation, biological process: defense response. The record is from RefSeq and is a predicted model, not a curated record. NCBI's taxonomy places the organism in Eukaryota, Viridiplantae, Streptophyta, Magnoliopsida, Brassicales, Brassicaceae.